UGAUAUCCCAACUUUGCGCCCCCAUCUUCCUCUUCAUACAUACAAUCAGUUGUUGUGUAUUACAAAGAAACAAGGCUCCAGUUUUUAUUGUUUUCCCCCCAAGCUCCCUCUCUUUGAUCAUCAUUCAGCAGCCAUGGCCGAACCAAGCAAUGUCGAAUCUCGAGACAUUAAUGUCUCUUCUUCUCUUAACUCUUUUCAGCAGAUCUCCAAAGAUAUGCAAGGAUCUGAUAAUCCUAUUCCUCUUUCACCACAGUGGCUUCUGGCGAAGCCCGGGGAGAGCAAAUCUGGAAUGGAUUCCCAUCUCAGCCCGUAUCCAGGUUAUGGUGGUCGCUCAGAUAUAUCAAAAUCAUCUGGUGACGAAAUUUUUGAGGCAGAUAAGAAAAGGGAUGUUUUCAGACCAACAGUGCAUGAUCUGGAAUCUGGUCGUCGUGACCGCUGGCGCGAUGAAGAAAGAGACACCGGUUCUGCUAUUCGCAGGGAUCGGUGGAGGGAGGGGGACAAGGAGCUUACGGAUCCCCGCAAGACUGACCGGUGGGUGGACAAUUCCUCUAACAGGAGUGUUGGAGAAGUUCGCCGACCCCCAUCCGAACGCUGGGCUGAUUCGAGUAAUCGAGAUACCAACUAUGAUCAGCGUCGUGAGAACAAAUGGAACACACGUUGGGGGCCAGAUGAGAAGGAAUCAGAAAGUUGGCGUGAGAAGCUCGAUGUUGGUCGAGAUGGUGAGGUCCCUCGUGACAAAGGAUUACCCUAUCUAUCUCCUCACGGAAAGGACGAAAGGGAGGGGGAUCACUACCGGCCAUGGCGAUCUACUGCUUCUCAAAGCCGGGGAAAAGGAGAGUCUCCUCAUCCAGUAACCCAAAUUCCAACCAAACAGACUUCAUUUGGUUAUGGUAGGAGCCGAGGGGAAAAUGCUCCUCCAACCUUUUCUAUUGGUCGUGGAAGGGGUGGGUCCGCUGGGAAUUCUAUGCAGAGCGUUUCUUCUCAGUCCUAUUCAUCAGGUUCUGUCUUGGAGAGGGGUGAAAGUGGGCAUGGCGAUCCUUCUCCUUUAAAAUAUAGUAGGACAAAAUUGCUUGAUCUUUUCAGGACAACUGAUUUGAGAUCCCAUAAGAAGCCGUUGGAUGGGUUUGCAGAGAUUCCUUCUCUGACACAGGAAGAUUCAUUAGAGCCUCUUGCUCUAUCUGAACCCACUCCAGAAGAAUCGGUUAUUCUGAACGGAAUUUUAAAAGGAGACAUAGUAAGUAGUGGCCUGCCCCAGAGUUCGAAAGAUGGAUCUGUUGGUAGGAAUACUUCAGAUGGGGUGCAAUCAAGGCGAAACAAGUUUGAUGAUUUGCCACCUCACUCUGACGAUUAUAAGGAUGAAAGUGCUGACAAUUCUAAAGGUGGUCUCUUUUCUCGGAGCCCUUCAAAAGAGAAGUACGUGCAUCCUCAUGGUUCUGACAUGAAGUUUGAAGCAUCUCAAAACCCCCACAGCCACCGUGAUAGCAAAUAUGUCGCAGAAGCUGUGAGGUCAGAUGGCUUUCUCCGGAAGAAAGCUGAUGAAGCGGGAGUCAUCAGGGAAGUGGGUGCACAAGGUUCUGCCCAUCCUGUUACUCCUUGGAGAUCUCAGUCUCACGGGGAGCACUCACAUGGUCAAUUGCAUGAGUGGAGAGGUCUUCCAAAUGAGAGUAGGUCAAGAACAGAUAUGGACAGGUCGCGCUCGCAGAAAGACCGGGAUCCUGAAAGGGAGAGUAGUGCUGCAGUUUCGUCAUACUACAGAGCUGAGCCAAAUUGGCGAAGUACUGAGGGGUUCCACUCAGAAACAUCUCGUGAUCCUAUUAUUAGAAGACAACCGUCCGGGGUGUUGGAUAGGGAGCAGGAAGCCAGAAAGUUCUUACCGCAGACUUCGCCGGAAGAUCUAUCUCUGUUUUACAAAGACCCACAAGGUCAAAUUCAAGGUCCUUUCUCCGGCAGUGAUCUUAUUGGGUGGUUUGAAGCUGGCUUUUUUGGCAUAGACUUGGAGGUUCGUGUAGCAGGUGCUCCACCUGAUACACCCUUCUCAUCACUUGGGGAUGUGAUGCCCCAUUUAAGGGCAAAAGCCAGGCCACCACCUGGUUUUGCCGCUCCUAAACAAAGUGACAUAUCAGAGCCAUUAAAUGUGUCUAAGUUUAGUAGCAUGGGAAUGCAUCAUGCAGCUCCAAGCGAGAUUGACAUCCUAAAGACUGACCCAAGAAGUAGACAAGGUUCCAUGGCUGAAGCUGAUAAUAGAUACUUGGAAUCACUUAUGUCUGGAAAUACAAGCAGUUCCGCACUAGAUAAGUUUUCUGAAGGUUUGCAAGGGUAUAUUGGUAAUAAUUCUGGUGGGAUGCCUUCAAUGGGAGGGGAUAGUGGACGUGAUCUCAAUUAUCUCCUGGCCCAGAAAAUGGCAUUGGAACGACAGAGGUCAAUUCCAAGUCCUCACUCCUAUUGGCCAGGGAGAGAUGCUGCGCCCAUGGUUCCAAACGCAGAUAUUGUCCCUGAAACUCCUCCACAUGCAAAACUCUUACAAUCAGUUGACAGUCCGCGCCAGAUUCCCCUUCCUCAAAAUAUGGACUUGAUGUCUUUGCUACAAGGCGUGGCUGACAAGUCCCCUGUUGCCAAUAAUGGAGUUAGUGGUUGGUCAAACUUUCCUGUUCAAGGUGGCAUACACCAUGAGAAAACAGACUUGCAUCAGAAUCAGCAUUUCCCUCCACUGUCUCCUUAUGGACAUCAACAGCAACAGAGGCUGCAGCCUCAGAAUCUACCCUCAUCAACUAGUAUGGUUGGUCAAAAUGUAGAUCAUCCUUCAGGCGUUGCAACCAAGGAGAACCUGCUGUCUUCUGUUCUUUCUCAAGACCCUCAAAUGUUAUCUAUGUUGCAAGAUCAGUACCUAUUAUCUCAACUUCAAUUGCAUUCCCAGGCAUCCGUUCCCCAACAACUUUCAGUACUUGACAAACUCUUGCUGCUCAAGCAGCAGCAGCAAAAACAGGAGCAGCAGCAGCAGUUAUUACGGCAGCAACAGUUGCUUUCACAGGUUCUCUCUGAGCGGCAAUCUCACCAGCACUUCGGUGAUCCAUCUUAUGCGCAUAUUCAGGCUGCUGCUGUAGCAGCAGGGAGUGGUCCUCUUGAUCACCAUGUGCUUCGUCCCCCGCAUGAAUUUAUGAUGAAUUCACAGGCAUCUAUUCCGAAUUCGCAAGGUGGCCUUACUAGUAACAGUUUGACCGGGCCUCCUCAAAUUUCUAAUGAUGUUGGACUUAGCGUCAGUUCUGGAGUCUCUCCAUUAUCAAACCUGCCACAUCAUAUCUUUGAAGGCCAAAUUCCUAGAAAUGGUUGGGUUACUGCUCAGCCUGAACACAUUGGUCACAAUCAAAACAAAGAUGUGUUACCAGCAGUGGCACAUGGUACACCUUCGCAGGAGGCAACAGAGAAAUCUCUGGAUGAUUUCCAUGUUCUGCAGAAGAACGGUCUUGUUUCGAGUAACUAUGAUGCUGUAGUUCCGGGCCACAUAUCACAAGAUAUUUCCAAGGGUGGUGAUUCAGUUUCAAGUUUAUCUUCAGCAUGUCCAGAAGGUGUUGAGCCAUCUGAAGUUGAGCCCCACACUGUGAGAGAAGAAAAAAGUGUGGAAGUACGUGAGGUGAAGAAAACAUCAGACAAGAAGUCCAGGAAGCAAAAGAAUUCUAAGGCGCAACAAUCUGCGGACCAGGCUAAAGGCGGCGCAUCUGCGGCAUCUUCGCAGCAACAACCUAAGCUUUCUGAAGGUGGUAAUCUGGAUUCGUAUGCAGGUGAUGCAGCAGAAGCAGCACUUCAUGGGGAAUCUUACGGGAAGACAGAGGAUAUCAAAUCUGGAAGCUCAUUUCAGAGAAGCAGUUUGGGUAAUGAAAUAGAAACUGUUGAAGGUUGGGGUGGUUCAGAGUCAUUGCAAAAUGCAGAAACACAUUCAGUUCAACGAGCUUGGAAACCUGCACCUGGUUUUAAACCAAAGUCGCUCUUGGAAAUUCAACAAGAGGAGCAAUGGAGGGCACAAAAAGAAAUUGCUACUUCUGAGCCUGUAUCCUCCUCCGUUAAUUCAAAUUUCUCGAGUCCUUGGGGUGUGGUUGUACCUACUUUGGAGCCAAACCCUACCAGAGAUAACUAUCAUGAUGCAGGGAAUGAGAUGUUUAUGCCAGGUAAAUCUUCUGGAAGUUUUCCACCGCAAAAGAACAAGAAGAGCCAGUUACAUGAUUUAUUGGCAGAAGAAGUUCUUGCCAAGUCCUAUGAGAGAGUUGUAGAAGAGCCUCCGCUACCAGUUAUGACCAAUCAAGUGGAUUCAUCGGUUGACGAUUCCAAUUUUAUUGAAGCAAAAGACACCAAAAAGAGUCGUAAAAAGUCCGCAAAGGGAAAGGGUACUGGGAGUAAGGCUACACCUGCAGUUGUUUCAUCUGAUGUUCAUGUUGCAUCAAGCCCCGUGGAGAAAGGAAAGAACACUCGUCAAGUGCAGCAGGAGAAGGAGGUUUUACCUGCACCCCCAUCAGGUCCUUCUUUAGGAGAUUUCGUUUUAUGGAAAGGGGAACCAGCAAACCCUUCGCCUGCUCCAGCUUGGUCUACUGAGCCAGGGAAGCUGUCAAAACCAACAUCCUUAAGGGACAUCCAAAAGGAGCAAGAGAAAAGAGGGCCUUCUGUCCAGCAGCAUCAGGUGCAGGUUCCAACCCCCCAAAAAGUCCAAGCUACCAAGAACACUCGUGGAAGUGGUGCUUCAUGGCCUAUUGCCGGAACCUCCCCAUCUAAAUCAACGUCUUCUAUCCACAUCAAUUCUGCUGCUAAUGCUCAGUCAAAAUCUAUGGCAGAUGAUGAUUUAUUCUGGGGCCCUCUUGAUCAACCAAAACAAGAAUUGAAUCAGUUUGAUUUUCCAGCUGUAAACACAAGCAACUGGGGAUCCAAAAGCAGCACAGUGAAGGGUACACAAGGAGGAGUGGCAAGUCGGCAGAAGUCCACAGGCAACAAGCCUGUUGAUUAUACUCUUUCAUCCUCCCCAGCUGCCCAGUCCUCACUGAAAGAGAGGAGGGAUGCCAAGCAUUCGGAGGCUAUGGACUUCAGAGAUUGGUGUGAGAACGAGGCGUUUAGGCUUAUCGGCUCUACAGACACAAGCUUCCUGGAAUUUUGUCUGAAGCAAUCAACUUCAGAGGCUGUGACACUUUUGAUAGAGAAUCUUGGAUCGUAUGAUCCUGAUCAUAAGUUCAUCGACAAGUUCCUAAACUACAAGGAAAUGCUGUCAGCUGACGUACUUGAGAUUGCCUUUCAAGCUCGCAGUGACCGCAAGUCUGCUGGGACUUUUGUAGGAGAAGUAAAAAAUAAGAACAAUAUAGGCCGCAACGGGGACUUGGGCCUCGCAGGUACCGUUGGAGCAGCUUCAGAAGGAUUAACACAGGGAGGAGGCAAGAAGAAAGGAAAGAAAGGGAAAAAGGUCAGCGCAGCAUCACUUUUGGCAUUCAACGUAAAGAGUAACCGUAUCAUGAUGGGUGAGAUUCAAACCAUCGAUGAUUGAUGUGUGAGAGAGAUUGAUAGAUAGAGAGGAACAGUUGUAAAUACAAUUUCUGGAGAACUGACCAUCUGUACAUGUUCUUUUUUUCUCUUAGGAUUUAAUUUCAAUUUUGACUCACCAUCUAAAGUAGUAGAUUAUCAGCUCAAAAGCAGUUUUGUGGAGUUAUACUGGAAAAGUAGAUUACUUUGCCUUCCUUGUCAGAUGUUGGUUACUUAGUUGAAAAACGUAGCAUGUUAUAUUUUAAUCCUAAAUGAAGGUAAACAGAUAAAUUUUUGAGGUAA
Papaver somniferum (opium poppy) is the source of this 5793-nucleotide messenger RNA. RefSeq lists its product as uncharacterized. Bases 134 to 5515 code for a protein of 1793 amino acids. Gene Ontology annotation, molecular function: protein binding. Lineage: Eukaryota; Viridiplantae; Streptophyta; Magnoliopsida; Ranunculales; Papaveraceae. The record is from RefSeq and is a predicted model, not a curated record. The transcript is spliced from 11 exons.